This is a messenger RNA of Colletotrichum truncatum, 4098 nucleotides long. NCBI's taxonomy places the organism in Eukaryota, Fungi, Ascomycota, Sordariomycetes, Glomerellales, Glomerellaceae. The record is from RefSeq and is a predicted model, not a curated record.
AUGGCUACGCGGGUGAAUCCACCCAAGAAAGUACGGCUUGCUUGUCGGCGAUGUCGCACAAGACGGAUUAAGUGUGACGGAGAAGUCCCGGCAUGUACGAACUGCGCAAAAGCCGGCGAAACUUGCCUAGAUGUCGACAGUCAGAAUUCAGGAUUAUUGGUUCCUCGCAACUUCGCAAGUGCCGCUCGAAACAGAAUCCAAUGGCUGGAAGACAUCAUCAGACAACGACUGCCCGACGUUGACUUGGCUCUUGGCCCCCAGAUCGACGCUUUCCCGGAUCCGAAGGGUUCGGCUGCCGGCGCCGGACGUGGAGACAAUGAAGAUGACAUCUCAUCAUCGUCUCCGAGGUCCGGCAGAGGGAGUAGCCAACCUAUGGGCCGGACUCUGAGUCUGGGUUCCCAACGUCAGUCUCUAAAACGCCCCGCGGAAGCUGCAGGGUCAUACGACCAUUACGAACAGUUCCCAGAUCGUGCUCACUCAGUCGCCAUGAACCUGGGCAUGCUGUCUCUCAACUCCGACUCCAGUCAGAAACACUAUCUAGGAUCGAGCUCCGGGGUUCUGUUUACAAACCUCAUCGGGGCUUCUCCCUCGAGCGCCGGUUCUACACCUGCGGCGCUGUUAGAAGAUGUACAGGCACAAGGGCCAUCUUCAGAAUGGCAUGACACUUCCGUACCAAACAGUGCAUCACAACAGUAUAAUCGCUCUUUACACGUCUUUCUGCGUCAGGAACUCCCCAGGAAAGAAGACGCAGUCAAGCUUAUACAUACAUACAUCCGCUGGGUGCAUCCCGAUUACCCAGUUCUGGAACCAACUUCGCUCCUCAGUGCGUUGGAUGCGCUCUACUCGACGUUUGAAUGUUCAUUAGACGGCCCGUUCCCGCAUGGUUGGCCUUCUACUAUGCAAGCGUUCCGUUGGAACGGCCGACAAAGGCUACCUGGGGAACAGGGGCUCCAUACGGUACCGAUGCCAGUCGUGGCCUUUAUACUUUUUAUGGUUUUCAAUAUUGCUGCUGUCGUCAAGAUUAGGUCUAGAGUGUACGAGUUCCCUCCCGAGAGGUUCUACAGGGCCGCUCUACACUUCUCCAAGGACUGCUUUUCUCAAAUAUCCUUGUCCUCUAUUCAGGCCCUGGUGGUUCUCAUCAUUCACAGCAUGAUCACUCCAGCAGAAGUCAAUCUUUGGACGUUGAUUCAUGUUGCACUUGCACAUUGUGUCGAGCUCGGCAUUCAUAGAGAACCGCCGGCCCCUGCCCAACCUGGAGACUACGAAAACCAGCAAAUAAGGCGGCUUGUGUUUUUCACCAUUUACUCUCUAGAUAGGCCUCCACCAUGGAUGGCGGACGGUACAAAACAUCUUCGCUGCUGGUGCGACACUGAUAUACUCGUUUUGGACCUGUUCAACGGUUCGACAGAACGCAUCAACAGCGGAUUUGGCGAGGAGCUUGCGCUCGUGCUCGAGUCUUUUGACUAUCGACUAGAAGAGGGCCAAAAUCCCAUGGACCACGCCGACGGAGCACAGGUGAUCUAUGACGCAACGGGCCAGCAAACCGACGCCGCCGCCCACAUUCCGCUCAACGGUGCAGACGCGUCUUGGCACCAGAUCCCAGUUUCAUCCGCUGCUGCCGUAGCCAUGGCGCAUCAGCAGGAUCCCUUACAAUGGCAGGGAGUCUACCACGAGAGCGCUUAUCCGCCGCCCCCAGGCGCUGGCGACUAUGUUCCGGAGAUCGAGACGUUUCUUGCCGACUUUGACAAGUCAGAGUUCAGCUGGAGUUUUCCUCUAGCAGGGAAAGUUGCCUUGAGUCCUUUAGAACCUUACAACACGCUAGAUUACGAACACCGACUACGAACCCUCCGCGAUGUUCAAAAGUCGAACAAAAGACCCUUGACACUAUCCGAGAAAGUCCUAUAUAGCCAUUUGAUUCCAGGGGAGAAUGGCUGGGUGCUUGAUGAGAUCAAACGAGGCAAGACGAUACUGCGCCUGCGACCAGAUCGCGUCGCAUGCCAUGACGCCACCGCGACAAUGGCGCUGCUGCAGUUCAUCAGCGCCGGCCUUCCACGAGUUAGAGUACCAACUUCAGUCCACAGCGAUCAUUUGAUUGUAGCAGAAAAGGGAGAUGAGGAGGACUUGAAGAGAGCCGCGAGCGACCACAGGGAGGUGUACAACUUCCUGAGCAGCGCAACGAAGAAAUACGGGAUUGGAUACUGGAAACCCGGCGCUGGUAUUAUCCACACGACAAUCUUCGAGAACUAUGCCUUCCCUGGCGGCCUCAUGAUUGGGACCGACUCGCAUACACCCAACGCCGGCGGGAUGGGCAUGUUCGGCAUUGGCGUCGGCGGCGCGGAUGCUGUCGAUGCUAUGUCUGGGAUGCCUUGGGAACUUGCGUGUCCUCAGGUUGUUGGCGUGCGGUUGACAGGCAAGCUUCAAGGAUGGAGCUCAUCCAAGGACAUUAUCUGCAAGCUUGCCGGGAUUCUAACCGUCUCUGGGGGCAAGGGAAAGAUUAUUGAAUUCUUUGGGCCAGGCACAGAGACACUUGGGGCUACAGCCAUGGCUACGGUCUGCAAUAUGUCGGCGGAGAUCGGAUCGACUUCCUGCGUAUUCCCCUAUUCAGAAGCCAUGGCACGGUACUUGGCAGCGACGAAGCGCGAAGAUGUUGCUAAAUACGCCAACUCUUUCAAACAGGUACUUUUGACUGCGGAUGAGGGUAGUGACCGGUUCUAUGAUGACAUCAUCGAGAUUGAUCUCUCAACUCUUGAGCCUCACAUCAAUGGACCGUUUACCCCUGACCUUGCACACCCGCUUUCCCAGUUCAAGGACCAUAUCAGCGAGAGUUCUUGGCCUACAGAACUCAGCUGUAGUCUAGUGGGGAGCUGUACCAACAGUUCGUACGAAGACCUGGAAAAGGUACGCAACCUUGUUGUACAGGCGAAAGAAGCCGGGUUGGAGCGGACAAAGACUCCGUUUCUUGUCAGCCCUGGCAGUGAACAGAUCCGCGCGACGGCUGAGAAGGAAGGCAUUUUGGAAACGCUACGACAAGCUGGCGCCACCGUGUUGAGCAACUCCUGUGGUCCCUGUGUAGGACAAUGGGAUCGAAAGGAUGUUGACGUCAAAGGAGCAGAGAAGAACUCUGUCAUCUCAAGCUUCAACAGAAAUUUCACAGGUCGCCAUGACAGCAAUCCUGCGACGCACUCCUUCGUAACGUCUCCUGAGCUUGCCACCACCUUCGCCUUUGCCGGCCACCUUGCAUUCAAUCCCGUCACUGACGCUAUUCCUGUACCCGGUGCAGCGAAAUCGUUCCGAUUCUCUCCCCCUGUAGCAGAGGAACUUCCCGCUGCCUUCUCUCCUGGUGCCGACAGGUCUCAACCUCCCAUCAUGGCCGAUACUUCCGACCUCACAAUCAACAUUGAUCCUGCCAGCGACAGACUUCAACUUUUGACCCCAUUCAAGCCGUGGAAACCAGGAAACGCGAGCAACCUGGCAAUCCUUGUCAAGGUCCGUGGGAAGUGCACGACAGAUCACAUAUCCCCGGCAGGCCCGUGGUACAAUUAUCGCGGCCACCUUGAGAACAUCAGCAACAACCUCCUCCUCGGUGUCACAAACGCGUUCCUGCCUGACCCCAGUUCACUACAAAUGAUCGGGAAGGCAGCUGAUCCCACCGACGGGAACAAGAUUAAACCAGUGCCCCAAACAGCGCGGAGCAUGAAGAAAAGCGGCAUCAGGUGGUGCAUCAUCGGCGACAACAACUACGGCGAGGGAAGCUCAAGAGAACACGCCGCGCUUGAGCCGCGGUAUCUCGGAGGCGUGGCGGUCAUAGCCAAGAGCUUUGCAAGAAUCCACGAGACAAAUCUCAAGAAGCAAGGCAUGCUUCCCCUGACGUUUACUGAUCCCGCGGACUACGACAAGAUCAAUGAGGGCGACCGCAUCACGCUCUUGGACGUUGAGGAAGGGCAGCUGCAGCCUGGCAAGCAGGUUACGAUGGAAGUUGUGACAAGGGAGGGAUCUCGGUGGGAGGCGAAGCUGAAUCACUCGUACGAGACCAACCAGAUUGAGUGGUUGCGGGCGGGAAGUGCUCUCAACUACAUCAAAAGCGUUGCCCUUGCGUGA